Molecule: messenger RNA, 315 nt
Organism: Truncatella angustata
Lineage: Eukaryota; Fungi; Ascomycota; Sordariomycetes; Amphisphaeriales; Sporocadaceae
Exons: 1
Coding region: 1-315 (104 amino acids)
Source: RefSeq, a predicted model, not a curated record
AUGAACGGCCUCCAAAUACUGAGUGCAAUUUUCUUGCCACAAGAACCGAUUGAUCCACAGAAGCUGGCAGACCAUUCCCCUUUGGAUCUGACCCAAUCCACGGCCUUGCUCAAUUCUCUGUUGAGAGGAGUGUCUCUUAUUCAAGGGCCUCCAGGAACUGGCAAAAGCUAUACCGGCGAGAAGAUCAUCAAGGUUCUAUUGGCAAACAAGAAGCGCGCUGACCUGGGCCCAAUCCUUGUAAGUUCACAUUUGGUACUUGUCUCAUUACAAUGUGUCGAUCGAAACGGGCGUGACUUUAUGCACAUGUAUGAAUAG